Molecule: messenger RNA, 282 nt
Organism: Danaus chrysippus (African queen)
Lineage: Eukaryota; Metazoa; Arthropoda; Insecta; Lepidoptera; Nymphalidae
Source: the annotation of a GenBank genome assembly
UUGAAUACAUGGUCCAGGACGCUCCCUCCGGCAACGACUUCGGUCACCGAGAAUCACGACGAGGGGACCGCGCUGAGGGAGUCUAAUACGUCGUCUUACCUGAUGGAAGGAAACAUACCGUUGAAUAUGAAGCCGACCAGGACGGUUUCAAGCCCAGAAUCUCAUACGAGGACGUCGGCGCCGGAUCAGGCUACGACAGUAACAGACAAGCGGAUUACAACAACGAUUAUAACAACGGACCUUAUUAGAAGACUUAAUAUAAAGAAGGCUUAUUUAAGAUGA